This is a messenger RNA of Pan troglodytes (chimpanzee), 300 nucleotides long. Its product is annotated as thymosin beta-11. Gene Ontology annotation, biological process: actin filament organization. The transcript has a single exon. NCBI's taxonomy places the organism in Eukaryota, Metazoa, Chordata, Mammalia, Primates, Hominidae. Bases 89 to 220 code for a protein of 43 amino acids. Gene Ontology annotation, molecular function: actin monomer binding. The record is from RefSeq and is a predicted model, not a curated record.
UAUUUUGUGGCAAAGUUGUGGGUAAACGCUGCAGCCACAAGCCCCGCUGGAGAGUAUUCUCAGGGCAAACGGGAAAGUGGGUAAGAAAAUGGCACAGAAACUAGACCUGGAAGAAAUUGCCAGCUUGGAUAAGGCCAAACUGAAGGCCACAGAGAUGCAGAAGGACACUCUGAUGACCAAAGAGACCACAGAGCAGGAGAAGUGGAGUGAAAUUUCCUGAGAGCCUCGAGGAUUCUCUAUGACUGUCAUCUGUGAGCCCCGACUUGAGAUGUGGAGGAACAGCCACCUGCAAGAUGGACA